AUGACCCUUGCACGCAAGGAUCUAUUGGAUCAUGUAAUGGUGAAGCCAGAGUCGGCAGUGCUACGGGAAUUACCCGAGUGGAAAGUCGCCGCUAUGAAGGCUCUGGCUGUGCUGGUGAAGUUACUUUCACCCACCUAUCAGCGUAUGGUUGGGGAAUGUGAGACAGCCCUUGAAGCUUGGGAGGUAUUGCAGAUAUUCUUCGCGAAGAAGAACUUCCACAAUCGGGUGCAACUUCGGAAACAACUACAUGAAUUUGUGAUGGAAACUGGUACGAGUCUAAUGAACCACCUACUGAAGUUUGAUGAGCUUUGUUUGAAGCUCAGGGCUGCUGGUGACAGCAUGGAUGAUGAUGAGAAGCUAUUACUUCUCUUGGGAAGAUAA
Molecule: messenger RNA, 381 nt
Organism: Peronospora matthiolae
Lineage: Eukaryota; Oomycota; Peronosporomycetes; Peronosporales; Peronosporaceae
Source: the annotation of a GenBank genome assembly